AUGUUUACUAAAAAUAUUAUUCCUAUCCGAAACAGAAGCAUCAUAUACUACUUUAGAGUCCCUAUGAUCAUUCUAAUGAUAUGCGGCUUCAAUUAUAAUGUAUUCAGUUUGAGAAAGACUAUUAAAAAUUUAAUUAAAAUGUAUACAUUGAUUCUAGUUGCCAUCGUUAUGUACGCUACAAUAAUUUGCUGUAACGAUCAGGAAAUAUCUCAAUUCUGGUCAUUAUUCGAGUACACAUCAUCCACAAUUGUAGUUCUAGUCUUAAAAAAUAAUGUACAUCCGUUUUUUAACAAAUUACUAAAACUUGACCCAUGUUUGCGUAUAAAUAAGACAUACUACAUCAGUUCAAGGAACAGGUUUAUAAUUAUUAUAAUUGUUAUAUGGCUCAUAAGGAUCGUUUAUACAGCAUUUUAUUGUGCUUCAUACAUAUGUUAUACAUCUCUUGUGGCGUAUUUGAUCAAUUUGUUUUCAUUGUUGGCUCUCGAUGCUAAUCGCGUUUGGCGAUUCGCUAUCUACGAUGAAAUUAGACAUCGAUUGAAAACUCUACGAAUGAGAUUGCAAGAAUACGACGCGAAUUAUUAUUUGUACGUGCUGAAUAAAAAAAGUGUAAAAGAGAACAAAAUGAGAUUCUGUUUGCAGUUGUAUAUAAAUAUAGCGGAUACUAUAGAUGUAAUGAUACCGGAGUUGCACGCGUCUCUCUUCUGUAGCGUAUUCUGUGGCGUACCAAAGCUCAUAAUAAACAUGUAUCACGUACUGCUGGUCAUCGAGAAUGAUUUGCCGUAUGAAUCACUCGGAUUUAUGCUAAUACAUAUUUUCCAAAUAUCAAUAUUUCUAUUCUCUCCAUGCGUGGUGGCCGAGCUAUACGUCUACGAGGUGGAGAAGAUAAGGCUAAUCUUGAUGCAUAGAUUAAUUCAGGAAGAAGAUGAUAAAACCAUUCGAGAUAUAGAGCUAUUCCUCCAUUAUACAAGAGUAAGAAAUUUCCGUUACAAAAUCUGGAGGAUGAUUCCCGUUAAUCUAUCGUUUCCGUUGGAAUUUAUCAAUUUAUGUACCACCUAUGUUAUAGUUGUUGUUAAUUUUACUCAUUUGUAUGGAUAA
Molecule: messenger RNA, 1095 nt
Organism: Achroia grisella
Lineage: Eukaryota; Metazoa; Arthropoda; Insecta; Lepidoptera; Pyralidae
Exons: 4
Coding region: 1-1095 (364 amino acids)
Source: RefSeq, a predicted model, not a curated record